UGAAGUUUUCAUUGAAGUUACACAUGUUCUUGGCCUAAAUCUUCUCCCCCUUCGCACCUUAUCUCCCCACAACAAUCGACUCGCAAGAACAAUUUCUACGUCUCUCAUCUCUCACACAUAGAUAACAAUGGCGUCCUUGGCGCAGCAGAUUGGUGGAUUGAGGUGUCCAUCUCUCUCGAAUACACGUCUAUCAAGAAAACCCUCGUCCAGCAACACUCAACCGGUGAAGAGAAUCUUUACAACCAAAGCUGCUGUUGCUGUAUCAAACGCACAGACGAGAGAGAGAAUGAAACUCAAAGAGAUGUUCGAAGAGGCUUACGAGCGGUGUCGCACGUCGCCAUACGAAGGUGUCGCCUUCACCGUUGAUGAUUUUCACUCCGCCAUCGAGAAAUAUGAUUACAAUUCUGAAAUCGGCACCAAGGUGAAAGGAACUGUUUUCAAUGUAGAUGCCAAUGGCGCACUUGUGGACGUGACAGCAAAAUCAUCAGCAUUCUUACCGAUUAGGGAAGCGUGCAUUCAUGGAAUCAAGCAUGUAGAAGAAGCAGGCAUAGUCCCUGGCUUGCGUGAGGAAUUUGUUAUCAUUGGUGAAAAUGAACACGACGAUAGUUUGAUUUUGAGUUUACGCCAAAUUCAGUAUGAUUUGGCAUGGGAGCGAUGCAGACAGCUUCAAGCUGAAGACGUUGUACUUACUGGUAAGGUUGUCGGGGCAAAUAAAGGUGGAAUUGUCGCCAUUGUUGAAGGACUCCGUGGAUUCGUUCCAUUCUCACAAAUAUCCUCGAAAUCAAGUGCAGAGGAUCUUCUUGAGAAAUAUCUUCCGUUAAAGUUUGUGGAAGUAGAUGAAGAACAAUCGAGACUUGUUCUGAGCAACCGCAAGGCCAUGGCUGAUAGCCAGGCGCAACUUGGAAUUGGAUCAGUGGUGACUGGAACAGUUCAGAGCUUGAAACCAUAUGGUGCUUUCAUUGAUAUUGGUGGGAUCAAUGGGCUUCUCCAUGUGAGUCAGAUCAGCCAUGAUCGUGUCUCUGACAUUGCAACUGUUCUACAACCUGGUGAUACCCUCAAGGUGAUGAUAUUAAGCCAUGAUCGUGAGAGAGGGCGAGUUAGUCUUUCUACAAAGAAACUUGAGCCAACACCUGGUGACAUGAUUCGUAACCCCAAGUUAGUUUUUGAGAAGGCAGAAGAGAUGGCUCAGACAUUCAGGCAAAGAAUUGCUCAAGCUGAAGCCAUGGCUCGUGCUGACAUGCUAAGGUUCCAGCCUGAGAGUGGGUUGACACUUAAUGCGGAUGGUAUAUUAGGUCCACUGACUGAAGAUUUGCCUGCAGAAGGUCUGGAUUUUAGUGAAGAAAUUCCUGCAGCUGAAGAUUGAUAAAUAAAAGCACAAAAGAAAUGUUAUGUUUUGUUUGGUGAAUGUAGUUUUAGGUUGUUAAUUCUGUUGUUUAAUAAUACAUAAUAAUAAUUUGUCUAAAUUGAAUUGGAUACAAAGAAGAGAAACAUGUAGAUAUCAUCACUUGGAUCACCCAUAUAUGAACAGUCUCUUGUUGAAUGGUUC
This is a messenger RNA of Lactuca sativa (garden lettuce), 1546 nucleotides long. Its product is annotated as small ribosomal subunit protein bS1c. NCBI's taxonomy places the organism in Eukaryota, Viridiplantae, Streptophyta, Magnoliopsida, Asterales, Asteraceae. Gene Ontology annotation, cellular component: chloroplast stroma. The record is from RefSeq and is a predicted model, not a curated record. Gene Ontology annotation, biological process: translation. Gene Ontology annotation, molecular function: mRNA binding; structural constituent of ribosome.